AAGGAUAUCUGCCAUAAGUAUGACCGAAAGGUCCACAGAACUGAACCCAGAAGCAAUGAUAUCUAUCUUCGUCUGUUGGUGAAACUUUACAGAUUUCUGGCUCGAAGAACUAAUGCAGGUUUUAACAAAGUUGUAUUAAAACGUUUAUUUAUGAGUCGUAUGCACAGACCACCAAUUGCUCUCUCAAGAUUGGCCAAGUAUGCUUCGAAACCAGGAAGAGAAGGUAAAAUAGCUGUUGUCGUGGGAACAGUCACUGAUGAUGUUAGAUUAAUGGCCUGUCCUAAAUUAACAGUCUGUGCUCUUAGAAUAACAGAAAGGGCACGUGCACGAAUCCUGAAGGCUGGUGGUGAAAUUAUUACCUUUGAUCAGUUGGCACUGAGAUCACCGAAAGGUCAAAAUACUGUCCUUAUUCAAGGAAUUCGACAAGCUCGUGGAGCUAACAGACAUUUUGGUCUUGCACCUGGUGUUCCUGGCAGCCACUCUAAACCAUUAGUCAGAGCUAAGGGACGUAAAUUUGAGAAAGCAAGAGGAAAGAGACAUAGUCGUGGUUACAAGAACUAAGCUUCUGUUUAUAAUAUCAUUAAAAUACAGACAGCUACA
Patella vulgata (common limpet) is the source of this 600-nucleotide messenger RNA. Its product is annotated as 60S ribosomal protein L18. Gene Ontology annotation, cellular component: ribosome; cytosolic large ribosomal subunit. Lineage: Eukaryota; Metazoa; Mollusca; Gastropoda; Patellidae. The annotation marks the transcript as partial. Gene Ontology annotation, biological process: translation. The transcript is spliced from 5 exons. The record is from RefSeq and is a predicted model, not a curated record. Gene Ontology annotation, molecular function: structural constituent of ribosome; RNA binding.